This is a messenger RNA of Pogonomyrmex barbatus (red harvester ant), 968 nucleotides long. RefSeq names its product prefoldin 2 (gene Pfdn2). Gene Ontology annotation, cellular component: prefoldin complex. The record is from RefSeq and is a predicted model, not a curated record. Lineage: Eukaryota; Metazoa; Arthropoda; Insecta; Hymenoptera; Formicidae. Gene Ontology annotation, biological process: protein folding.
GCUGACUCGCUGCUCGCUGCGCCUGACGACGCAUCGUUGUAGUGAAGCUACCGCGGUCGAGAGAUUCCUAAUAUGGCCAGCGAGAAAAAACCGGCGAAGACGCCGUCGAAAAGAGAGAAAACCGCUGAGGAAAUACUGACGGAGUUCCAGGCGCUACGAAAUGAACAGAAGAACUUAGUGAACAAGCUGUCCGAGAUGGAGUCGGAAUUGAACGAGCACAAAAUUGUUAUCGAGACAUUAAAGAGCGUGGAUCCCAAGGGGAAGUGCUACAGAUUGAUCGGUGGACUCCUAUGCGAGCGCAUAGUGGAAGACGUGAUGGUUAGUCUGGUAACGAAUAAAGAACAGUUGGUAAAAUUGAUAGACUCUUUAAAUGAUAAAGUAACGAAGAAAGGAGUCGAAAUAAAUGAAUACAAGGAGAAGCACAACAUCAGAAUCAGAGGGCAGGAUGAUCUGCAGCAGGAAGAAGAUAAUAACAACAAGGAUGACAAGAGGAAGGCGAUUGUUGUGAAUCCCAUUGUGAUUUAAGUGUAACAAAAAUAUAAGCGUUUUCUUUUAUAUUGCAUCAAGGCAUAUCGAGACGUGCGUGGAGUCCAAAUUGUAACUUCUGAGUCUAGCGCAUUUUUAAAUUAGUCUUGGUUUAUUUAUCGCGCCUUCUUGAUGUAUAUGCCUUUUUUGCAUUAUGACGUCACACGGUCGGACGUUUAUUCUACAAGUGUAUUUAAUCACAAACAGAAAAUUAUAUUCUGACAUCACACGGAAAUUAGGAUCGCAUAAUUCUACGUCUUUUAAUUAUAUCUGUAUCUCUGCAUCAAAAGAAAUAACAUAAUGUUCAUAUAUUUGUCCACUAUAAGCAAUCCUAUGUAUUUUCAUACAUAUUCAUAUCUUACAUUUAUAUAUUCCUCUAAUCUACACUGAAAGAAACUCUCAUGUACAUAAACACGCAAAUACAAGUUGUAUGAGCAAUAAUA